Molecule: messenger RNA, 2307 nt
Organism: Haemonchus placei
Lineage: Eukaryota; Metazoa; Nematoda; Chromadorea; Rhabditida; Trichostrongylidae
Source: the annotation of a GenBank genome assembly
AUGAACGGUUGCGAGGAGAAGCCACGCAAUCGCACCUUACUCGCUAGAGCUUUACGAAUAGGUAAAGAACCUCAAACUCUCGACUCAACUACUGCCAGCACGCCAUAUUCGAAUCAGUAUGGUUUUCUCGCGGUUCCACUUAAGACUACGAACGAGGUCGACCUGGUGAAACCACUGACGACAUUCUUCAGCACACUAUUUAAAGGAUCUUCUCCAAAUGUUCACGUACUGAAAGAAGCCAUUGAGACGCAAAACUCCAUCGCGGACACCUUUCUCGAACGAGCUGCAGUACUGUUCAAUUACGGUGCCGCUCUUUCUGAAGCUGCUGCAUCCCAGACGUUCCUCACAGAUGGCGAGACGAAAACGGCUGCCAAACUCUUUCAACAAAGUGCCGGAGUGUUUGCUCAUUUGCGAGAUUUAAUGCAACUGUCGAUGCCAAAAGGCUUCACAACGGACCUCGUACCGAGCACGUUGACGGCAUUGUCAAGUAUAAUGCUUGCCCAAGCUCAGGAAUCCUUCUAUAGGAAGGCGUAUGCAGAGAAGAUGAAUCCAUCGGCACUCGUCAAGAUUGCGGCCCAAACAGGAGACCUCUACUCAGAAGCUAGCAAAUUAAUGGACAUCUCGAAAGGUUACUGGAAAAAGGACUGGUUAAACGUCGUUUCGGGUAAAGCGUUUGGAUUCCAAGCGAUAGCCGAACUGCAUCAAGCGCAGGUCAACUGGGAACGUCACGAAGUCGGCGAACGUUUGAGCCGACUGAAACAUGCCUUCGAACUCGUGGAAAAGAUGAAAAGACGACUACAACCGACCUGUUUCCGGGAACAAAUCUCGGAAAUCGAAAAUGCCUACAAAUCCUCGACAAGUGAUAAUCGUCUCAUUCUUGAUGAACCUCUAUUGCAGUACCACGAACGAAUUCCUGAUUAUUUCACUCUUGCCGCACUUCCACGAGCUGUAUUGGCGAAGCUGACCCCAGUGGAGAAACCGCUUUGCCCCACUUUCAAAGACGUUUUUGCUGCGGUGGUUCCUGAAACGACGAUGGCAGCGAUGAAGAAGUUCGAGCAGAUGAAGGCCGAGCAACUCCAGAAGUUGAAAAAUCGUCUUUCCGAACAGACGGAAUUGAUGGAUUGCAUUGUGGCAUCAUUAAAUGCUCCAGAUGUGAUACCGGAGGAGGUGAAGCGGAGUUCGUCAGAGGUGAAAGAAGCAGGUGGAGCAGCAAAUAUGCGUAGGAAAUUGAACGAUUUAACUGUGUCACGUAAACGGAACAGCGACAUGUUGGCCGAAAUCGAUCGUAUACUAGUUGAUGAGAAUCGCAGUGACAUGGAUCUUCGUCGACAGCUUCGAUCGGAUCGAGUAAGAAUCACCAGCGAAGAACUCGUAGGGCCAUUCGUUCAAGAAAUCUCGAAGCAUCUGGAUGAUCUGAAAGAAGCGUCUGAAGUCGACAAAGUGCUUCAAAAUCGAUUCGACUCGAAUGAAAAAGCCAUUGAUAUGCUUAGUAAAAGCGAGAGAGAGCUCCGGUCACUUAUACCGGUUCCUCCGUCUCAGCUUUCGAAAAAGGCUUCUGAAACGACUAGCACUCUACUGAAGUUACUGGAUAGAGCCAAGAUGAUCAAACACGAGAGAGAAGAUAUCGUCAAGGUAAUCCUUUCCAAACUGGCAACUCCCAUUGAAGCUGCCGAGAAGGCGGAAAUGAAUGACAUUCUAAACAUCAACGACGAGGACUACAUAACGAAGCAUGUAGGAAAGAAAUGGAGUGCUCGGUUUUCAUUUGGAAAUGACUCGGAAACCUCGUCUCAACGAAGAAAAAUGCUGCGAUCACUGCAACUCGGUUAUGAAGCCUUCAAAGAGAUCCAACAAAAGCUGGAUGAUAGAAUCAAGUUCUACAACAAUCAAGCAGCAGCACUUCGACGCCUCCAAGUGAAAGUAAACGACUUUGCUUUUGCACGCCAGACAGAGAAGGAGGAACUGCUCCGUGGACGUCGAAUUUUCGAAUCAUCCAGAAGAGGUGCUGAACUCUCGUUACUCGCAUCAGCGCCGUCGUUGCAACCUCAACAAUUCAACCCCCCACCUUUCUACCCUGCACCGACAUUUGUUCAAGGAGCUGCUUAUACUAGCGGCAUGGCACCCCCACCUCUACUACCUGCACAGCCGCAAUAUGCCUAUCCACAGUAUCCCUAUUACGGAGCAACCCAACCGACCCUACAACCUGCUUACGACUACAGUAUGCAGUCAGCAACGACAACUACAACAUCAUCUGGCCCUAACCCUCAAAACUGUCCCACAUACCCCGCUGAGCCUUGGAAUCCUAACUAG